Stylonychia lemnae is the source of this 1005-nucleotide messenger RNA. Lineage: Eukaryota; Ciliophora; Spirotrichea; Sporadotrichida; Oxytrichidae. The record is from the annotation of a GenBank genome assembly.
AUGUUCAGUGCUCCAUUUUGCAAUGAGUGUUAAGAUUUAGAUGAUGAAUUUAGCAAAGCAGCAAAGUUUAUGUCUUAAUAGAAACCAUCAGUUUAUUUCGCUAAAAUUGAUGGCCAACAUAGAAAUUUUGAAAUUUAUACAGGUUAAACUAAUACAGCCCAAGACUAUCAAAAUUGGAUUAAUAAAAAAAUCUUCAAUGGAGUUAAAGUAAUCUAUAAUGAGAGAGAAUACAAUCGUUUGAUUAAAAACAAUGAAAUCUUGGUCAUUUAUUUAGGUUAUACUAAUUCAACCCAAUUUAAAAAAGCUUUUGAGAUUGUAGCUAGACGUUAUGAUAAUGCAUUCUUUACAAGAAUAGAUACAGGAUCAGAAAUUGAAAAAUAAUUCUCAAUAGAAUCUUAUCCAGCAUUGUUACUUUAGACUAAAUAAUAGAAUUUUACUUAUAAUGGUUAUUGGGAUACAAAUUCGAUCCAAAGAUGGAUCUCCCUUUAAAGUAUACCCAAUCCAGUUUAUUAUGAUACAUAAUACUUCAACUAGUUAUUUAAAGAAGAAAACGAAGCUAUAUUUUUAUUCAUAAACUAUAAAAUGGAAGAGCAAAUUGAUUUAGAGUAUGAAUUUCAGAAAAUAGCUAUUGACUUAAAAAGUGAUUUGCCAUAGGCUAAGCAUAUUAUACUUGCGAUAACUGAUGUUAAAAAUAUUGAGCAAAAAAGAGUUGCAGAUACUUUGGGUAUAAUAAAAAGCGAUUUUCCUGUGUUGGCUUAUAUACAUCCAACCGCUCAAGGAAUUGAAACUCAUAUAAUUUCAGAUUAAGAUAUGAUUUAUUAGCAUCUUAGCUAUGAUUAUCUCAAAGAAUUUAUUGAAGCGGGUCUUAGAAGGAUAUGUAUUUACAUUUUGAGAAAAUUGGAAGUUAGUUCGAUAAUUAAUUUGAGAAGAUACUCUUCUCAUCAGUUGAUUUGGAUUUUGUUGAUGUAUAAUUUAGUAUCCCUAAUACUCCUACAAUAUGGUUGA